This is a messenger RNA of Camelina sativa (false flax), 1107 nucleotides long. Its product is annotated as acid phosphatase 1. Lineage: Eukaryota; Viridiplantae; Streptophyta; Magnoliopsida; Brassicales; Brassicaceae. The record is from RefSeq and is a predicted model, not a curated record. Gene Ontology annotation, molecular function: acid phosphatase activity.
AUCGCAGACAGAUCGCAAAAACUACUACUCCUUCAUCAAUCAUCAUCAUCCUCAUCAUGGCUAGAUCCUUGCUUCUCUCGGUGACCCUCACUGUCCUAUUCAUCGGCGUUGUCUCAGCUCGUGACUGGAACAUCCUGAACCAGCUCAAAGGAACCACAACCACCACAAAGACUAGCGAAACCGCCGCCGUGUCUUUGAAAGGACCAAACCUAAACGGAUACUGCGAGAGCUGGAGGGUCAACGUGGAGCUUAACAAUAUUAGGAACUUUUUGGUGGUGCCACAGGAAUGUGUGUGGUUCGUCCAAAAGUACAUGACCUCAUCUCAAUACGAGGAGGAUGUGGAGAGAGCCAUUGAUGAAGCUGUCCUUUACCUAGGAAAAACCUGUUGCGAGAAGAAGACAUGCGAUGGCAUGGAUGCUUGGAUCUUUGACAUUGAUGACACUCUUCUUUCCACCAUCCCUUACCACAAGAGCAACGGCUGUUUCGGUGGUGAGCAACUGAACCAGACCAAGUUCGAGGAAUGGCAAAAGAUGGGCAAAGCACCAGCCCUUCCAAACAUGGUUAAGCUGUUUCAUGAGAUCAGAGAGAGAGGUUUCAAGAUCUUUUUGGUAUCUUCUCGUAAAGAGUAUCUCAGAUCCGCCACCGUCGAAAACCUUAUCGAAGCCGGUUACCACGGCUGGUCUAACCUCCUUCUAAGGGGAGAGGCAGAUGAGAAGAAGAGUGUGAGCCAAUACAAAGCAGAUUUGAGGUCAUGGCUUACAAGUCUUGGGUACAGAGUUUGGGGAGUAAUGGGCGCACAAUGGAACAGCUUCGCAGGUUGUCCAGUUCCCAAGAGAACCUUCAAGCUCCCUAACUCCAUCUACUAUGUCGCAUAAUAAAACCAUUUUUACUGUCCUAACCAAAACAAUAAGAUCAGAUGUUUUAAUCUGAUUCUUGAGUAUUCAAGUCUCUUCCUUUCUCCGCUUCUGGUUUUUAUAAACAAUUCAAAUGCAUAUGAUCUAUGAACCAUGAUCAUCUUUUGUUUGUGUUGCAUUCGGAUGUUUUCUUUUGUAUCACCAUUUUGGGCCUUUGUGAAAUUAUUGAUUAUGGGCUUUUGUUAUAUAAUCU